Molecule: messenger RNA, 1440 nt
Organism: Effrenium voratum
Lineage: Eukaryota; Dinophyceae; Suessiales; Symbiodiniaceae
Source: the annotation of a GenBank genome assembly
AUGCACUUCCGCCCGCUGCUCGCGGCUUCUCACGUGGCCAUCGUCGUGGCGGGUCCGAAGCCGUCCGCCUUCGGCGCCUGCGAGGGCGCCUGGGACGUCUUCCGGGGGAAGCUGGAGGCGAGCGCGGCGGGUGGCUUCCCAGAAGAUGCGGAGCUGGCGCAGCUGGCGGAGGAGCUGCUACAAGAGCAUUGGCCCGCUUUGCAGCCCGAUGAAGGCGCCAUCUACGGCAUGGCCCCAGCGAUGCAGAGCUUCUUUGGUGCCUGCAACGCUCCGCCGGAGGCAGAGGUCGAGGCCUUCUGCCUCUACGGCGCGGUCAGCGCUCUCUGGGUCUCCGCGCGGCAUGUGCCAACAGAUCGAGAGCAGCGGGACGCGCUGCUGCGGCACGGGGCGUUUCUGCUGGGGGAGGCCAUGCGGAGCACCCUGGACUUUAUGGAGGGUUCGGGCUGGCCCAUCGACUCUCUGGACAUCUUGGCGAAUUUGGGGCGCCCGAACUUCCGGCUGCCGCCCGAGCUUCGGACAUCCUACCGCCUCGAACCUCCGGCGAAAGCGACCGCUCCGUCGCUGUCGUCGCAGCUCCGGGUGUGGGAGAUCGGGGUCCAUGCGAGUCUGUCGGCGGAGCCGCUGCAGAUGUGGUCCCGCGUGCUGGCGAAGGACCUACAGCACCGGAACCUGAUCCGAGACCAGUACCCCAAGUGGCUGCCGGACAAGUGCGCUACGCUCUACCAGCAUCCCAAUCUUCACUGUGACAAUGUGCAGGACGACCUGACCCAGCUCUUUCGCGAGAGGAUCCCGCAUAGCGCCGUAUCCAAUGAGCCGGUGGAGGACAUGACGUCCUUUGCAGCCGACUUCGUGAAUUUGGCGGCCUCACGGCUGCGUGAGGUGGACGUUUUCUUGUGCACCAUCGCCUACCUUUGCCUUUUAGUGGAGGCCCUGGACGUGCCGACCUUGGGCUACUUUGGGCACCCCUUGCUCUUCAUGGUCCCCGACGACCACGUGGUGAGGGAGAGCUUCUGGGCCAAGUUCAUGGGCAUGGCGAGGAGCCGGACGGUUGCCUUUGCGGUGAGCGAUCCCUUUCUGCAGAUGCAGUACGAGUACCAGGUGGGCUCCCCUCGGCUGCCGGCGAUCCGCAGCCACGCGCUCUACACGAGGGCGUCCUACGUGCCCAGCCGCAACGAGGUGCUGGUGCUGGACCGGCCCCACGAGUCGGUGCUCAUGUGCCUCUUGCAGCGGAGCCUGGGCUCUCGCCAAGGGAGCUGGCCCACGCUGGAGGGCCGGCUUCGGGCGGCCGGCAGCGAGGAGUAUCCCUUCGGCUUCACAACCCGGUCCCUGACGGACAAGCAGUUCAGCACCUUUGCCCAGUUCAAAGCCGUGGUGCUUUGGGCAUACGACAUGGAUCUGAUCACCUUCUACGAGUUCUACAGCAUGAGUCUUGGCGCUUAG